CAAUCUCGGCAUCCACAUUCCUCGGGAAUUCUCUGAGCUUGGUUGUCACACACAGUCUCCGCCUCUCUGCCCCACUGCUUUGCAGCCAUGUGGUGGUGUUUGCUGUUACUCUGCGUGAGUAGCUGCCUGGCAUCUUACUCCCCAGAUGAAAUCCUCUCCUUACCGGGUCUGAACACCAGACUGAACUUCAAGCAGUGGUCUGGCUACUUGCAGGCAUCUCCUGGCCAACAUCUACACUACUGGUUUGUAACGUCCCAGAGAAACCCAGAAACUGACCCUGUGGUCCUGUGGCUGAACGGUGGGCCUGGGUGCAGUUCCUUAGAUGGAUUACUUGCUGAAAAUGGACCUCUGCACGUGGAUAGUGAUGGCAGAACACUCUACAUCAAUCCGUACAGCUGGAAUAAGGUGGCUAAUGUCCUGUACCUGGAGUCCCCGGCCGGAGUUGGCUUCUCCUACUCGGAUAAUCAGAACUACGCCACCAACGAUAACGAGGUUGCAGAAAACAAUUACCUGGCCCUGCAGGAUUUCUUCAGUAAGUUCCCCAGCUUCAAGAGCAACGAUUUCUACAUCUUUGGUGAAAGCUAUGGAGGCGUCUAUGUACCGACCCUGAGCCUGAAAGUUGCGGACGGAUCAGCUCCGAUUAACUUCAAGGGCUUUGGAGUUGGGAACGGACUGAGCAGCACAUUCUACAAUGACCAAUCGCUUGUCUAUUUUGGAUAUUACCACGGACUCUUUGGGGACACAUUAUGGAGCAACCUGAACACGUACUGCUGCCAAGGUGGAUCCUGCAACUUCGUCAACAAUGACAACUAUUAUUGCCAAGAAUCGGUCCAGGAGGUCUUCAUGAGCAUCUACAACAGUGGACUCAACGUGUACUCGCUAUAUAUGAACUGUGCUGGCGGAAUACCAGGAAGUAACUCACGCUUCCACACAGAUCUCAAGAACCUCUUCCGAUAUUACAACUUUGAAAUGCCAAAGCAGAAUGCAGCUACAUCAAAGAACAUGGCACCUCCAUGUAUCAAUGAUACCGCUCAGUGGACCUGGCUCAAUCGUGCAGAUGUAAGGCAGGCUCUGCAUAUCCCAGACUUUGUCCAACCUUGGGAACUCUGCAGUUCUGUGGUCAGUGAAAACUACCAACGCAUCUACAGCAGUAUGCAGAAUUUCUAUCUGCAACUGCUCAGCAAGGGUCUCCGAGUGCUGGUCUACAAUGGGGACACAGACAUGGCCUGUAACUUCCUGGGAGAUAACUGGUUUGUGAAGUCGCUGAAUCAACGGAAAACCCAAGACUAUCAAUCAUGGAUUUACAAUGACCAGAUCGCUGGGUUCUAUGAACAAUACGAGAACCUUACCUUCCUGACUGUCAAGGGGGCUGGACACAUGGUACCACAGUGGGCACCAAAACGAGCUUUGAAGAUGUUUGAAUCUUUCCUGUCUAACUCCGCAUACUGAUGAGGCUGCUGCCUUGACUAGACAGCCUUCUCUUGCUACUUUGUUGUGCAUGUUUUUCACCUUUUCUCUCACGCACAAAAUGGGAUUUUUAUUGUAGCCCAGAGAGCAAAACAAGCAGCACCAAACUGAGACAAAAGAAAACCAAACUGAAAAUACCUCAAUGAGAGAAAAAAAAACAAUACUAGUUAAAGAAGAGCUGUUUCUGGUAAUUCAGAGAAUCAUCUGCAUUUGCUCUUAAUCUGUACAUGUAAGAUAACCAACAUGAUUGAGCAACAGCUCCAAACAAUGUGCAGGGCGGUCUGACUAGUCCACGGUUAUAUAAAUAGAGGUGUUAGAGAGCAAUGCUUUCCUUUACUGAUGGCAGUCUGCUCAAAAGGGGCUCUCAGAAUUCCUGGAGCUAUUAAAGUAACCCUGGUCAGUGUUACCAGGACUAUCUUUAAUACUGCUAAUGCCCAUGUUUCAGGGUGAAAUUCCCUCAGCAGGUUCUCCAUCCUGGCUGAGUGCUGUUGCUAUUUUAAUGUAAAAAUCCCAUUUUGGAAUGAAGCGUUUCUGUAAUUUCGGGAUUGCUAAUCAUUGGAAUGUCGAAUGUCCCCAAGGGAGCUUUAUAAUCAAUCUUUCAAAGGUUUGAGACCACUGAAUAAAUAACUAUCUCCUUCAGAAAGAGUCUUUUUCAGUUUUUAAUCUCUCAGUUUCUUCCCUGUAAAGGUGGACAAAACUGCUGUGUUCAGCUUUCUGAGGGGGGCACUGGGGAACACCAGGGGAGGAUCAGGCUUGACUAUGGCAUUAUGGGACAGGUGUGAUCUCUCUCAGCCCAAGAGAUCAGAGCUGCAUGAACACAGGAGCACAUCCUCUGUCUGUGUCACACUCUCACACCCAGCUCAGACCUGACUUCAGUGACCUUUACAGCUGCCUAUUGAAUUCUGAAAAGUGUGAGCUGCUUGGAUUACUGCAUGCUGUAGCCCCCCUGAUACCUUCUCCUCCCAUGCCACAUGUUUGUAGGAGAGUGGGGUGGAGGGGGGAGGCAGAACAGGAUAUUCUGAAGCACAAUGACAUU
This is a messenger RNA of Chiloscyllium plagiosum (whitespotted bambooshark), 2503 nucleotides long. Its product is annotated as lysosomal protective protein-like. Gene Ontology annotation, biological process: proteolysis. Gene Ontology annotation, molecular function: serine-type carboxypeptidase activity. Lineage: Eukaryota; Metazoa; Chordata; Chondrichthyes; Orectolobiformes; Hemiscylliidae. The record is from RefSeq and is a predicted model, not a curated record.